Messenger RNA from Fusarium tjaetaba, 1008 nucleotides. RefSeq names its product ankyrin. The transcript has a single exon. Gene Ontology annotation, biological process: RNA processing. The record is from RefSeq and is a predicted model, not a curated record. NCBI's taxonomy places the organism in Eukaryota, Fungi, Ascomycota, Sordariomycetes, Hypocreales, Nectriaceae. The coding region runs from base 1 to 1008 and encodes 335 amino acids. Gene Ontology annotation, molecular function: protein binding; RNA binding; RNA nuclease activity.
AUGGACGAAGACACGUGCGCUAAAUGUGAGGAAAAGCCUGGUAAUGUCUGCUGCUCCUGUGGUGAACGAUUCUGCCAAUACUGCUUUGCCAACAAACACCUCCCGCGCAACCGAACCCACAUAGAAAUAGUAUCGCAGAGGACUCCCAACACAGUGGAGAGUCUAGUCGGAGCUGCGAAAACAAACGACACCGUCCAAUUAGUUGAGCUACUUGAACAAAACGUUCCCAUCGAUGGGAAACACCAUGGCUGGACGGCCCUUGGGUACGCGGCAUACAACGGGCAUUUGGACACUGUCCACGUCCUCCUCCUUCGCGGCGCUGAUAUGGAUAUCCGCAUGGAUGUUGGUUUCGGUGUUCUUCCUGGUGAUGGCAGUGCCAUUAACUGGGCAGCAUACGGCGGCUACCUGGACAUUAUCAAGCUACUUCUGGAAACAGGAGCGAAAGCUGAUAUCUGUGCCACAAGACCGGUAUUCCUCGGUACGGGAGGGACUCCAAUUACCAUGGCUGCUGGGAAAGGUCAUCUUGAGGUUGUUAGGUAUCUGCUCGAAAAGGGCUGCGACGACGAUAGCGAGGAGGGUGUUCCCGGCUGGGAAGCUUUCAUCAUCGCUUGUGAGCGGGGGCAGCUCAACAUAAUCAGAUAUCUUCUCGAGGAAAGAGGCAUGAACGUCAACAGAAUCGGUAACAAAGGCCUGACGCCUCUGAUCACAGCUGUGCAGAGUCAACAAACGUCUGCCAUGGAUUACUUGAUCAAGUGCGGCGCGCAAAUAGAUGCGAAUGAUAAUGAGGGGAGCACGGCGUUACUCCAUGCUGUGAUGAAGAAGAGAGUUAGUGCGGUGGAGUGGUUGGUGAAGCGUGGUGCAGAUGUGAGGAAGCAGAAUAAGAAGGGGAUUUCGCCGUUGAAGCUGGCACAGGAUGAGUUGCGGAGAAACCAUGAAGAUAAGAAUGCGACGGCUAUGGUUAAAUGGCUUGAGACCCCGAUUAGGGUUGUAUUUCACACAAAGGCUUAG